ACUAUAAAAAAAAAAAAAAGAAAAAAAAAAAAAGAAGGGUUCGCACGACCGAGAUCGAAAUAAAGUCAAACAUGGGGGCCAAGUUCAUCAUUGGAUCUGUUGCUGCAUCCUUCGCGAUCGCCUAUCUGUGUGACAAAUUGAUUGCUGAUUUGAAGAUAUUUGGAGGCACGACUCCGAAAACUGUCGCGGAUAAGGAGUGGUGGGAGGCCACGGACAACAAGUUCCAGGCCUGGCCGCGCACUGGGGGCCCGCCGGUCGUCAUGAACCCCAUCAGGCGUCAGAAUUUCAUCAUCAAGUCUGCCGACUCCUUAAAAUGCUGAGAUGGGGAUCUUUCAGAGGCCAUCUUUCAUUCUCUAUCCGAUGUACAUUCGAAGGUACUUUGCUGCUUCCCCUUUCAUGCAUGGUUUGUAAGUGUAGUAGUAAGAUAAUGUUUUAGGUAUUACUGCAUGCUUACUAGUAAAUGAUUAUGUGUGUGUUUAAUUAGUUUCCGGUUAUCAAGGUUUAUGGGACACAUUCACAUGUAAAUAUUUUGUUCCUAAUAUCUCAUUAGGUUUCAUUAGGUGACAAUGUAUGUACCUUAUGUGAGUAAU
This is a messenger RNA of Ananas comosus (pineapple), 590 nucleotides long. RefSeq lists its product as uncharacterized. Bases 72 to 320 code for a protein of 82 amino acids. The transcript has 4 exons. The record is from RefSeq and is a predicted model, not a curated record. NCBI's taxonomy places the organism in Eukaryota, Viridiplantae, Streptophyta, Magnoliopsida, Poales, Bromeliaceae.